Cryptotermes secundus is the source of this 998-nucleotide messenger RNA. RefSeq names its product probable cytochrome P450 49a1. The transcript is spliced from 3 exons. The record is from RefSeq and is a predicted model, not a curated record. Gene Ontology annotation, molecular function: oxidoreductase activity, acting on paired donors, with incorporation or reduction of molecular oxygen; monooxygenase activity; heme binding. Gene Ontology annotation, cellular component: mitochondrion. The annotation marks the transcript as partial. NCBI's taxonomy places the organism in Eukaryota, Metazoa, Arthropoda, Insecta, Blattodea, Kalotermitidae.
GAUGUCCCCAAUUGCUGUCGGAAAUCACAGAGAAACAGUUAAAGAUAUGGUCCUGGCUGAUUAUCAAGUACCAAAAGGAACUAACAUCAUCAUGCCCCUCCUAAUGCUGAGUAACUUGGAACAGUAUUGCCCAGAAGCGGAGAAAUUCAUCCCAGAGCGGUGGCUGAAGACUGAACCGGAGCACAGCAAGAGAACGCACCCUUUCGUGACAAUGCCUUUCGGGUUCGGACCAAGAAUGUGCUUAGGCCGCAGAUUCGCUGAGCUGGAGAUAGAAACAUUAGUGACGAAGAUUAUCCGCAACUUUAUUGUUGAGUACAACCAUGAAAUGAAGUUCGAGAGUAAACUGCUCCGGAUACCUGUUUCACCACUAAAGUUCAAAAUGAUUGACAGGGAAUAAUUAAAUAUUUCUGUUGAUUUAUUCACGUCUACGUUCACAGAGAUGAAAAAUUCCAUUCCAUAUAUUAGAACCAUCUAUGUCAAGAAAAUAUAAUAAGCAGACCAGUUCAUUCAGAGAUAAAAACACGUCAUAUGAAUACAAACAGAGGAAAUGGCAGCUCAGCGCAUCUCCUUGUGACAACUGCAGUUAAAAAUAAUCAAAUGGGAUUAGGAUAUGUAUAAUUAACAAUUGAACUGAUGAGUAUGGGCGAAUUGUUGCUUUUACUUCAUGUAUAUCCACUUACAUCUCUUAUAUUUUAUAUCUAUUCUUACACAAACAUGAGUUGAAACGGCAUCUAACAAUGGAUCAGAAAUGCAAAUCACAUGUGCCAGUGAACAGUGUAUAGACUUAAUAUUAUAUACAGGCAUUCUGUUACACUGACGUUCCAUUUACAGUCUAUGAAAUUUUCAGUCUAUAAUGCUACAAUCUAUAAAAUUGAUUAACACUUCAAUAUCGGACAGCGAUUAUCAUGUGCAUAUUUUGUGAUACUAUAUAAUAGUGUUAAUAUAUUAAAAUAUUAAUGAAAUGAAACGAAAGUAAUAAAAGGAAUUACAUACAAUUA